CCGGCCGCCGCGGAGCAGGCAGCAGCCGAGUCAAGGCCGUCCGGGGGCGCCCCGGCGAUGCCUGCAGCCCCCGCCGCGCCCCGAAGGGCCUGCUGAGCCGCCCCCGGGCCAGGGUAGCGCCGGGCCGGGCCGCGCCCGGGCGUGGCGGCGCUGCCUGCAUGACCCUCCGGCGGCGCGGCGAGAAGGCGACCAUCAGCAUUCAGGAGCAUAUGGCCAUCGACGUGUGCCCCGGCCCCAUCCGACCCAUCAAGCAGAUUUCCGACUACUUCCCCCGCUUCCCGCGGGGCCUGCCCCCAGCCACCGGGCCCCGCGCGGAGGCGCCCCCGGACGCCCCCGCACGUCCGGCGGCGGCUAGCGCGGGCCGCCCCAGCCCCUCAGACGGUGCCCGCGACGACGACGAGGAUGUGGACCAGCUCUUUGGAGCCUAUGGAACUAGCCCGGGCCCCAGCCCAGGUCCCAGUCCUGCGCGGCCACCAGCCAAACCGCCGGAGGAUGAGCUGGACGCCGACGGCUACGAGUCGGACGACUGCACUGCGCUGGGCACACUAGACUUCAGCCUGCUCUACGACCAGGAGAACAACGCCCUCCACUGCACCAUCAGCAAGGCCAAGGGCCUGAAACCCAUGGAUCACAAUGGGCUGGCGGACCCCUACGUCAAGCUGCACCUGCUGCCAGGAGCCAGUAAGGCAAAUAAGCUCAGAACAAAAACUCUGCGUAACACUCUGAACCCCACGUGGAACGAGACCCUCACUUACUAUGGGAUCACAGACGAGGACAUGAUCCGCAAGACCCUGCGAAUCUCUGUGUGUGACGAGGACAAGUUCCGCCACAACGAAUUCAUUGGGGAGACGCGAGUGCCCCUAAAGAAGCUGAAACCCAACCACACCAAGACGUUCAGCAUCUGCCUGGAGAAGCAGCUGCCGGUGGACAAGACGGAAGACAAGUCCCUGGAGGAGCGAGGCCGCAUCCUCAUCUCCCUUAAGUACAGCUCGCAGAAGCAGGGCCUGCUGGUGGGCAUCGUGCGGUGUGCACACCUGGCCGCCAUGGAUGCCAACGGCUACUCAGACCCCUAUGUGAAAACAUACCUGAAGCCAGAUGUGGACAAGAAGUCCAAACAUAAGACAGCAGUGAAGAAGAAAACCCUGAACCCAGAGUUCAACGAGGAGUUCUGCUACGAGAUUAAGCAUGGGGACCUGGCCAAAAAGACUCUGGAGGUCACCGUUUGGGAUUACGACAUUGGAAAAUCCAACGAUUUCAUUGGUGGUGUGGUUCUAGGCAUCAAUGCCAAGGGUGAGCGCCUGAAGCACUGGUUUGACUGCCUGAAGAACAAGGACAAGCGGAUCGAGCGCUGGCACACGCUCACCAACGAACUCCCAGGGGCUGUGCUCAGCGACUGACUGCCCCUCCUGCUGCCAUCCGCCCCUGCCACCCGGGCCCCACACAGGCCUGGCCCUGGGCUUCCUCACAUGCCACCAGGGGCUGUGGCUCCCACACUGGGCAAGAUCCAGGACGCCUGCUUGGACACACAGCCACUGCAGCCCUCACUUGGAGGACACAGAGGGAGCACCCAGCCACUCCAAGGGGCAGGAAGGACAGACCCUGGAGACGAGGGAGGACUGGGCCAGUUUUCAGCCCCCUGGGGCUCUGGAGGGCCAGCAAUGGGAGAAGACCUGGGUCUCAGCACCUGCUAGGGGAAGGGGACAGGGCCAUCCAGGGGAAAGGGUCCUUCAGAGGCCAGCAGUAAGGCACAGGUUGAGUGCAGAAGUGAGGGGCACUCUAAGUAGAGCCAAAGAGAGCAGAGGAGGGAGGUUUCGACUGCACCCAUUUCUCUCCAGCAUUAAGGGGCAGGUGGGGGUAGUCCGUGAGCAGAGCCUGGUAAAGUUCCCAGAGACUCCAGUGAACCCAGGCAAAUUGGCAGGUGCUUCACUCACUGGUCUAUAAGCCCAUGGUGGCGAGUGAGACGUGGGCCUGUCUUCCAGGAGCUCCCCAUCUAGUUAGGGAGCUGGACACAAACCAUCACAACAGAGGGGUAAGGAUGCCAGAACCAGCCCAGCCUGUGUGCAAGUGCUGCAGACACUGCUGGCGGCUGGGAGGGAGGGCAGGGCAGGCUUCCUGGAGGAGGCGGUGUCUCCGUAAGGCCUUCAAGGGUGAGUGGGUGUUUGGAGGCAAAAAUGAAGGGCAGUCCAGGCAGGAGGAGUGAUUUGCAAAGGCUGGGAGAGGAGUGAAAGGCGAUGGGACCAGGCAGCUGUGUGGCCCUGGGGUUUGCUAGGUUUGGCAGGUGUUGGGCUUGUGGCAGGUGGGAAGUGGCAGAAGCACCAUGAUGUUGGCUCAGAGUCAUGCUCAGCUCUCAGACCCAGCUCUCCCACUGUGACCUCUCCUCCUGAGGGACCUCAAAGAUGGACCAUGCCCCUGGUUCUUCCCAGCACGUGUCCAGUUAGUGGCAGAGGAGAAAAGAGCCCCUCACACAUGAAAAGAAGCAACGUUCCUCCUGUCCUCCUCCUCUUCCCUGUUCCCUCCCUGCUGGAUUGAAGCUGGGUAUUGUGGUUGCUCAGUAGCUGAGAGACCCUGCCUGUCUUUCUCUCCAGGAAUGGGGGUUAAGAGCUUCUCAAUCUUGGAGCCCAGGGUUGGGCCUGAAGCCCCCAAACAUCAAAGGGUCCUUCAGGAAUGCUGGAUUCAUAAAUGCAAAGCCAAGGAGUUUCAAAAUCACAGCAAAACCCCACUGUGUUCAACCCAUUGGUGCAUGACAAGUUAUGAAGGCCCAGAGAGGGAAGGUAACCUACCUAAGGACUUGCAGCCCUAGCAAAUCUGGAACCAGGACUCAUGGCCCCUGCCCCACUCCAACCCAGAACUCUGGACACCACAUUUCAGGGGAAGUAAGGAGCUAAGCACACACGUAGGAGGUCCCGCCAGCUGCCAUCCCAGGGCCUGCCCCGCCUGCUGCCCACCCACACAGCUGCCAGGGUUCAUAGGCAUGAGGGCUGAACCUUGUGCUGCAGGCACAAAGCACAUCACCAUCCAGGGUACAGGGGGAUGCUUCAAGUCCCACGUGCCCCUCAGUCCUUUGCCAGUCAGCAGAGAAGACAGGACUCCAGCCCCCUUCCCCCCACAGUAUCUGGCCACCCUUGUUGCUCAUGGAGACUUGGUUUCCCCAUCUGAGGGUUUUGCCUUGUGUUAUGGGAUGAGCAAACACUGUCUUAAUGAAUUUUCACAACCCUAUGAAAUGGUUGGAGUGGUCACCACCAUUUUACAAAAUGAAACAGAUUGAGAGAAGCUGAGUAGUUUGCCAAGGCCACAUAGCUGGGAGGAGUUACACCAGGAUUCAAACAGACUCUUUGAUUGGAGGUUGGGACUCCCCAGGUCCUUCUCUCCUGGGAUGUUGGGGAUUCGGUGAAAUCUGGUGCAGAACAGAGAUGUGGGGCCUUGUCACUGUCCUGCCAUCUUGCCCUCUUGUUGGCAUUGAAACCAUCUGUGCCACUUAGGGCUUUCCCAGAAGCCCACGCCCACACCCUGGAAUUGACCUGCCCUCUAGGCCUCCGAGUUUGAUCAAGGGGACAAAGGCAAGGGCUCCUCUUUUCUUUACACAACCAGAAAGGAGAAUCUGUGGGGCCUAAGGUAAGAAGUGGCCUACUUUUGAGGUACCCAGUGUUGGGUGAGCCGAGUAUCUUCUCAUCUUGGAAACUCAGUAACCGGUGAAAUGAUGGAAGAGCUAGAAGGAACUUUGAGUUCCACCUAGUAUGACGUCCUUAUUAGACACAUGGGAAGAUAGGCCACCAAGAGGAAGGAGCCCCACUGGAACAAGAAACAAGGAUUCCUGGCACCCAGGUCAGGGCCCACCACUGCCACAGACAGUGCAGAAAUGGGCCUGUUGGUCCCUGUUGACCACAGGAAGAGACAGGCUAAGAAGCGGGACUUCAGGCCAAAUAGCUCAGGUGCAAGGCGGGGCGCGAGGUAGGAGGCCUCUAGGAAAUGACAACCUUCUUCAGGAUCCUGGCGCUAUUCUAGAGCCCAGGCACAUUAUAUUUCUGUUAAAGAAAAGGCGCUUUGAGAAGCUAUAGAAUUGGUUCUGCUUUUGACCCCGAACAGGCAUCUUUUCUCUAAUUCAUCAGCCCUACAAAGACAAGAAAUCUAAUGCCAAAAAAAAAAAAAAAAUCAUCCCAAAGUCAGGUGUCAGUAGCCA
Sciurus carolinensis (gray squirrel) is the source of this 4177-nucleotide messenger RNA. RefSeq names its product double C2 domain beta (gene Doc2b). NCBI's taxonomy places the organism in Eukaryota, Metazoa, Chordata, Mammalia, Rodentia, Sciuridae. The transcript is spliced from 9 exons. The record is from RefSeq and is a predicted model, not a curated record. Gene Ontology annotation, cellular component: membrane. The coding region runs from base 159 to 1397 and encodes 412 amino acids.